Molecule: messenger RNA, 2819 nt
Organism: Centropristis striata (black sea bass)
Lineage: Eukaryota; Metazoa; Chordata; Actinopteri; Perciformes; Serranidae
Gene: chrnb5a
Product: cholinergic receptor, nicotinic, beta 5a
Exons: 8
Coding region: 78-1604 (508 amino acids)
Biological process (GO): regulation of membrane potential; nervous system process; signal transduction
Cellular component (GO): synapse; neuron projection; postsynaptic membrane
Molecular function (GO): transmembrane signaling receptor activity; acetylcholine-gated monoatomic cation-selective channel activity
Source: RefSeq, a predicted model, not a curated record
UUCCAAAAUUCACGUUUCUUUUUUUCGGAGGACAAUCCAAAAAAAGUGUCAAGUUUGUCCAAGGACGCAGAAAGGAGAUGAGUGUCAGCACUGUGCUCCUGCUCUUCAUCCUCUCCCUCACAAGCAGCAGGGCGGAGAAUGCAGAGGAGCGGCUGGUGAACUACCUGUUGGGUCCAGAGCGCUACAACAAACUGAUCAGACCAGCUGUCAAUAAGACCCAACAGGUCACCAUCUCCAUACAGGUGUCUCUGUCUCAGCUCAUCAGUGUAAAUGAGAGGGAACAGAUAAUGACGACCAACUUGUGGCUGUUUCAGGAGUGGAAUGACUACAGGUUGAGAUGGGACCCAGAGAAGUACGAAGGCAUAAAGAAACUACGAAUACCAUCCAAACUCAUCUGGCUCCCUGACAUAGUGCUCUACAACAAUGCUGACGGUGUGUACGAGGUUUCCUUCUACUGCAACGCCGUGGUCUCCAACACGGGAGACAUCUUCUGGCUUCCCCCGGCCAUCUACAAGUCGGCCUGCGCCAUCGAGGUGCAGAACUUCCCCUUCGACCAGCAGAACUGCACGCUCAAGUUCCGCUCCUGGACUUACGACCACACGGAAAUGGAUCUGAUCCUCACCAGCGACUUCGCCAGCCGAGACGACUUCACGCCGAGCGGAGAGUGGGACAUAGUCUCGCUGCCGGCACGCAAAAACGAGGACCCCAACGACAUCACCUACCUGGAUAUCACGUAUGAUUUUGUGAUCAAGAGGAAGCCGCUGUUCUACACCAUUAAUCUGAUCAUCCCGUGUGUUCUGAUCACCUCGCUGGCCAUCCUGGUCUUCUACCUGCCGUCAGACUGCAAAGAGAAGAUGACGCUGUGUAUCUCGGUGCUGCUGGCGCUCACUGUGUUCCUGCUGCUGAUAUCAAAGAUAGUGCCACCCACCUCCCUCGCAGUGCCACUCAUAGGUAAAUACUUGAUGUUCACCAUGGUGCUGGUCACAUUCUCCAUUGUGACCACCGUUUGUGUUCUCAAUGUGCACCACCGCUCCCCGUCCACCCACCACAUGCCCGACUGGGUCAAACGCCUCUUCUUAAUCCGCCUGCCUAACUUCCUCCUGAUGAGGCGUCCAGGCUCCUCCCAUGUCCGCGAUAAACUCCGCAGGAAGUACCCCAACAGGAGUACUGUCGGGAAGAACACUUCCCAGUGCGGCACAGACAAGAGGCAGUACUCCAACAUCAGACUCGGCGGGAUCCGAACAGAUGCCGACUCCUUCUACGUGAAUGAGGACUUGGCACACAAGUUUUGCUGGAAGGUGGACGACGUCCCAGAUGGAGGUGGAGGGUUUUCAGACUUCCGCAGGCCUUUGGCUGUUCAGUGGGAUGCAGAUGUGGAGGAGGCGGUGGAUGGAGUGAGAUAUAUCGCUGAACACAUGAAGACAGAAGACGAUGAUGAAGGGAUCAUAGAAGACUGGAAGUACGUUGCCAUGGUGAUAGACCGUCUGUUCCUGUGGAUCUUCAUCCUGGUGUGUGUGGUCGGGACUCUGGGGCUCUUCAUGCAGCCGCUGUUCCAAAGCUACAACACACCCAUCGCUGACGACACAGAGUAUGGAGAUUUCUAGGAUAUAUGGAGAUGAACUAUCACAUCUAUAACUGAGAAGCUGCACCAGGUCUGACUCUGAUCUGUGUUUGCUGGUUGGAUCUGAUCCAUAACCAGCAUAAUAAGUGAAACCACAACAGUGGUUGUCUUUGCAAGAGUGACCCUGGAACAAACACAAUCAUUCUGGGACACUUUUUUUAUUAUUAGUUUUUUUUUUUUUUUACUGCAUGGCUUCUAUUUCUGAUGGACUAUGCCACCCUCCAAGCAAAACAGUCAUCGCAGGCAAUCUUGAUAUACUUUUUAUAUCUCAAAAAUUGUACAACUUCUAACAAGAUGGUAUUGUCACGGAGCCAAGAAGGUACUAACGCAGUUUUUGGUUGUUCUUAGUCUCCACAAUGUAAAGAACAGCCACAAACCACAAAUUUGGUGAAACAUUCGGGUAAAUUGUUGUCUUUGUUUCUGUGCUGCUGAUGGAACAGUUGGAGCUCCUUACAGACACAAUGUAAAAUAGAGUUCAAUUACACAUAACAACCCCUAUAAGACUAUGAGGUCUGUUUUUCUCUGCAGCACUACUGAUGUAAAAAAAAAAAAGACUUAAUACCAAUUGUUCAUGUUGGCACAGUACAAUGGACCGUAAUAUUCUCCUUUCUCAGAGCUUUAUUGUAACAAUGCAAGGACAAUUCGUCCUAUCCACCUUUUCCCUUCAUAAAAGUAUUAAUGCAUCAACUCUCUGGCGCUCUGUCCUCUCCAUGUUCUGCUUCAGAGCGUUGUGCGUCAUCUCCACCAUCCACCUCCCGAGCGGUGUUGUAAUCGUUAAUGCAUUGUCUUAUUUUGAAGAAUGUGCAUCUCCCCUUCUUUUCUCUUCCUGUCUUUCACUAACUUGUUUGGUUGUUCUCUUAUUUUCUCUCCCUUUGUGUUCCAUGUCACAUCUCACUUGUAGCAGCGCCAGGUUACAACGCUUAUUCCAAAAAGUUGGGAUGCUGUGUAAAAAAACAGAAUGCAUUGAUGUGCAAAUCCUUUUGGACUUACAUUCCAUUUAACCCUUUGAUGCACAACAUGGGUCUAAAGUGACCCGAUAUAUAUGAGUUUUUAUGUUCUAUAUCUUUGCAAUUAAUUAUUUAUAUCAUUCAGUAUUCCAGGUUUUCCCCUUUUUGAUCAUCAUACAUCCUAAUUUUAUGUUUUUUCUUGAUUAAUAUUUUAAUAAAAUCCCUUUUUGUGUGACAACUCUUCUAAUGCU